Dicentrarchus labrax (European seabass) is the source of this 9289-nucleotide messenger RNA. Its product is annotated as zinc finger protein 646. The coding region runs from base 399 to 5381 and encodes 1660 amino acids. The transcript is spliced from 5 exons. Gene Ontology annotation, cellular component: nucleus. NCBI's taxonomy places the organism in Eukaryota, Metazoa, Chordata, Actinopteri, Moronidae. Gene Ontology annotation, biological process: regulation of transcription by RNA polymerase II. Gene Ontology annotation, molecular function: RNA polymerase II transcription regulatory region sequence-specific DNA binding; DNA-binding transcription factor activity, RNA polymerase II-specific. The record is from RefSeq and is a predicted model, not a curated record.
GGUAGAGCGGCGGCAGAGCGGCGGUAGAGAGGGGGGGGGAAAGAGCCAAGAACCAAAAGUCGGUGGUUGAAUAGAGGAGGAAAAAAAUAACCAUGCCUAAUCCGUGAAAGUUGCAGAUUCUGUAUCUCCACGCCGUGCAUCGUUGACCGUGCGGAGGCAGAGGCCGCUGAGGGUGAUACCUCAUUGGCUGGUGUGACCCCCGCAGGCCCGCCACCUCCCAGGGUGGGCCCCGAUUGGCUGGACCUCCACUAUUGGCUCUUGGGGAGAAAAUGGCUGCCAGCGCCGCCCCCCAGCUGAAGAGCUAAGCCCCGCUGUUUCCUCCUCCACCUCCCUAACAUCACUGUUCAUUGCUGUGUUGUGAACUGUGAUUCCCGCCAACUUAUUUGCUUUAGAGUACUAUGGCAAUGCAUGAUAUGAGUCGUGCCAAGGGUUUCCCCUGUAAAGAGUGUGAUAUGGUUUGCCCGAGUACUCCAAGUCUUCUAGAGCAUAUGAAAGCACAUUAUCAGCAAGAAGAGAACGGACGUUUUGAGUGUGAACAGUGUGGCCGAAUUUACAAGCACGCAGCUAGUCUAGCUAAUCAUAAAAAGUCUCACGAAGUAGGUUCAUUCCAGUGUCCUGUUUGUACACGCACCCUACCCAACGCGGUAGCUUUAAAGAACCACCUCCGUAUCCAUACAUUGUCCCCUAGUAGUGCACACACAGAAGAAGAGAGCGAAGAAGUACCCGAAGAAGCCGGCCACGACGAGAGGGACUACGGUCUCGCCCAAGACCUCUCGGACGGGUUUGGCCGCUCCCAUUUGAACAAUAGUGGUAUGGGACAUAGUGUCCUACAAAGCCACGAGACAGACGACCACGGAAAAAAAGGCUCCCCUGAGUCCGACGACGCUUGGGACAGACCGUUCAAGUGUGAUCAGUGUGACCGAACCUACCGGCACCACGGUAGCCUGGUGAACCACAAGAAGUGUCACCAGCAAGGAACUUUUAAGUGCUCUGUGUGUUUUAAACAAUUUAGCAACCUGGCUGCCUUAAACAGCCACGAGAGAACUCACUCGAAGUUCAAGACCCCCGGGGCAUCCAUGGUGAGCAGCAGCAGUAGCAGCAGCAGCCUCCACGACUCGGAGCGCAGCAGUGGCACACAGUCGUCCCAGAGCGACGACACGGCCUCUUGCUUCUGCCACCUCUGCCAGAUAGCGCUGCCGAAUAAGACAGACUUCCAGGAGCACAUCCUGCUGCACAACACGGCCUCACCCUCCCUUGGACUGCCGCGCAGUUUCCCAGGCAUCAUGCCUCACAAUCUGAGUGCGGUGCGAUCCCCAGCGUACACUCCUGCCCUGGGGGACCCUCUGCCCCUGCCACCCCUGCCAAGUGAGAAAAGAGGUCCCUAUGACCCCAUAAUGGGCCCUCCAGUCAACAAUCCCAUUUACACAUGUGCAUACUGUGGCGCGGGUCACCCAGAUCUGGAUACCUUGAAAGUCCACUAUCUGACCCAUGACCCCCACCCUGCCUCCCAUGGCCAGGACAGCUCCAUCCUCAACUCAGACACACUAAGCUCUGGAUCACAGGGCUCUGUGUCUUCUCCCUCUGGUGGCCGCGUGCCUCAGGCCAAUUCUCCAGAUGACGGAGAGCGUCGCUUUAAGUGCGGGGAGUGCGGCAAAAGUUACAGGCAUGCAGGGAGUCUGGUGAACCACAAACGCUGCCAUCAGACUGGCCACUACCAGUGCACCAUCUGUUGUAAGCAGUACCCUCACCUGGCAGCGUUACACAGCCACCUACGAAGCCACAAAGGGCGUCCCUCCAACCAGCCCAUCGGUAACGACAGCAACGACUGGCUAUCUCCAGAGCCGCUAACUCUGGACUCCCAGCAGAGCUACGUCCAGGAAGGCAGUGGUGCCACCACUCCAAUCUCACUGCCAGGAAAUCUUGGAGACGCUGCCCACUUUGUACCGGAUGGUGGCCACAGCAGUGGGUUGGACUCUCUCGAGUUCCACGAUCGCUUUGACGGCAGCUCACUUUCUCAGAGCAACUCUGCUCACCGUCAGGCCGACAGACACGUGUGUGCAGACUGCGGUGAGAUGUAUGGAGAUGUAUCUGGCAUCAAGUCACACAUGUGUCCCCGCCGUGGCCAGCAGCAACAGCAGCCACAACAGCCGCAGGGCAACAUGUCCAACGGUUUUAUGGGGAACAUGAACUACCACAGCUCCAGUGGGACCUCGCUGCCAGCUGGAAGCUCCAGCAGCCUCAAAGUAGGCAGCAGCCAACGGCAAUACUCCCAGAGCGGAGGCAAGAGAAUGGGCAGCAAUGACAAAGAUGACGAGGAUGAUGGAGAAGUGUAUCAGUGCUCGGUGUGCGGCAAUCACUACGCCAGCCUCAGAGCUCUCAGGAGCCACUUGCGUAGCCAUGCCAAUAACCCAACAGGGCCAGGACCUUCCAGUCUGGAGCACGAGUGGAGGAUGAUCUGCUCCACCUGUGGCCAGAGCUUCUCUAGGAAACAGGACCUCCUGAAUCACCAGUUAGUCCAUGGCCCCCAAAGGCCAGACGGCCAGCAACAGGGUAUUGGCGCAACUUCAGCUAAUGGCAAUGACAAGAUGGAUGGACGCAACCACAUUUGUGUCGAUUGUGGCAUGUUUUUUGCUGACCGCCACCACCUGAUCACCCACCUGUGCCCCGGUAAGAAUCGGGCUGGCUCACUGAGCAAGCAGGGUCUGAAUGGAGCCAAAGGGAUGUCUGGAGGAGAUGGCGUCGGUGGUGGGGUCGCCGGAGGAAGCCGUGACGUAGGUGGCGAUGGACGUAGACCUAUUGUUGACCAAAGUGACAAGCCCCACAAGUGUGAUCAAUGUGGACGAGGAUACAGGCACCCCUGCUCACUUCUCAACCACAAGAAGUCCCAUAAGACUGGUGUUUUCCGCUGCUUGGUGUGCCAGAAACGCUACUACAAUCUGCUGGCUCUCAAGAAUCACCAAAGGACCCACUUUGAUCUAAAGAGGCACAAGUGUGAAGAAUGUGGCAAGGCCUUCAAGAUCCAAAAGCAGCUGAUCAACCACCUCCGCCUCCACGAGGAGCACCGGGCCAAAGGUCUUGUUCGGACCGGCCCUAACGGUUCCCGCUUCCAGCAACCUGGCCCAUCUCAAAUGCAAACUAUGCAGAGAGGAGAGUCAUCAAAGGGAAUGGGCGUGAAAUACAGCCAUCAAGGGUUCAAAAAGCCCUACUCUUCAGCUGGAACAUCCAGGCCCCAGAAGUUUGACCCAGCUGAAACUGGACGGCGGCCCUUUUCCUGUGAAGAAUGUGGAAAGACAUACCGCCAUGCAGGCAGCCUGGCCAAUCACAAGAACCUUCACAAAAUUGGGGAGUACCACUGCAAUGUUUGCAACUCUACAUACCCCAACAGGCUGGCAAUGAAAAACCACCUGCGUCUCCACUUUGCCCAGAAGAAGCACAACUGCCAAGAGUGCGGCAAGGGCUUCCGCACCCAGAGGCAGCUAGCGACCCACACUACAGCUGGCCUGUGCAAAGGCCCGCAGGGUCCCGGGGCCCAAAUGGAUUUUGAGUGCGAUGGCUGCUGUGAAGGCUUUGCCACGGCUGACGAGCUCGCAGCCCAUGACUGCCCAGCCCAGCACCUGCCUUCAUCCUCCUCCACCAACAGCUCCACCAACAUCAGCAUGGAGAGAAGCUCUGUGGACCUGGACUCUGACGAGAGACCCUACGCCUGUGACCUCUGCAGCUGCGCCUACAAACAUGCAAGCUCCUUGUUGAACCACAAGCACACUCACAAGACGGGAAACUUCCGGUGCAACUUCUGCGACAAACCCUACACCAACUACAUGGCGUUACGCAACCACAUGCGCAUCCACACGCAGCGGAAGAAGCACAUCUGCCACACGUGUGGGAAAGCCUUCCGGCUGGCCAGGUUCCUCCGCAACCACCAGAAGGUCCAUGAGGAGGGUGCUACCCCGUUCGGCUGCCCCACCUGUGGGAAGAGUUUCCAGGGAAGGUCCGGUCUGGCCAGGCACCGCUGCGGGGACAACCAGGUAGGCAUGGAAGUCAGGAGGAAGGCCACUGCACCCACGGGAGAGGGCGAAGAGUGUCGGUACACAUGUGAUCAGUGUGGCCGCUCCUACCGCCAUGCCAGCUCCCUCCUUAACCACAAGAACACCCACACUGUCGGCAUCUACCACUGCGCCGUGUGCCUCAAGACCUACUCCAACCUGCUUGCCCUGAAGAACCACCGCCGUAUCCACUCCGAGACACGGCGCCACCGUUGCCACGACUGCGGCAAGGCCUUCCGUGUUUCCUCCCAGCUCUACAACCACAGACGCGUCCACCAGAAGCAGCGGGAGCUGACCUGCCGGUCUUGCCAACGAGCCUUUCCUACGCAUGCCAGCUUCAGGCUCCACAUGGAGAUCACCCACGGCCAGGCUCCGCAGCCCCGCCAGCCCAGACCCCAGCAGCCUCGACCGGGGGGCUCCCAGGAGCUGGGCUGGGGGUCAGGCUUGGACCUCACUUUGAUGCAAGAGCAAGGACUCGACCCCGGCAGCAUGACCAAAGCCCGCAGCCGUGGGGGCAACAGUGAGGUCAUAAAGUCCCAUGUCUGCGACCAGUGUGGUCGGUCUUAUCGGCACGCCAGCUCCCUGCUCAACCACAAGAACAGCCACAAGACCGGGACCUACUUCUGCAACUCCUGCCAGAAGGAGUUCCCCAACCUGAUGUCCCUCAAGAACCACAGACGGAUCCACACCGAGCCCAAACGCUACCAGUGCCCCGACUGCGGCAAGUCCUUCCGGGUGUCCACACAGCUCAUCUGCCACCGCCGCAUCCACACCAAGGAGAAGCCGUUCUCCUGCCAGCAGUGCGACAAACGCUUCUCGUCCAAGUCCAACCUGAGGCACCACAUGAAGGUGCACUGGAGCAGCUCGACGGCGCCCCCUCCCAUGGCCAUGGGUGCGCCCAACUUCCUGGAUCUGAGUCCAGUGGGUUCGUCCAGCAGCUCCAGGACCUUCGUCUGCGGUCAGUGUGGUCGCUCUUACCGCCACGCCAGCUCCCUGCUCAACCACAAGAACAGCCACAAGACCGGGACCUACUUCUGCAACUCCUGCCAGAAGGAGUUCCCCAACCUGAUGUCCCUGAAGAACCACCGGCGGAUCCACACCGAGCCCAAACGCUACCGCUGCCCCGACUGCGGCAAGUCCUUCCGGGUGUCGACGGCGCUCGUCUGCCACCGCCGCAUCCACACCAAGGAGAAGCCGUUCUCCUGCCAGCAGUGCGACAAACGCUUCUCAUUGCGAUCCAACCUGAGGCACCACAUGAAGGUGCACUGGAGGGGUGUGCCACUGUCUCGAGGGACGUCAUCCGCCUUCCUCACUGUUGCCUCCAGAUCUUUAAUCUGACAGUCAGCCUGAAAUAUCUGAACUCUACUCAUAUUUAAAGCUCCUCUUCGUUCUCUGAGUUUAAAUGUUUAAUCUGACAGCUAAAGAGCCUCUUUACUGAUACAGGUCAUUUCCUGUUUCCUGUGAACUCUUUUAUAGCUCACAGACCUUCAUAUUCCCAUUGACAGUGAAUGGGUGACUGCUUUUGCCCCGUUGGACUCGUUGGUAUCGGUCUGUAGGUUUAAAGACUUCUGGCUCCUCUGCAGAGGUGCAUUAUGGGUAUUCUUUCCACGACCUCUUCCUCCAGCCUCAAGUAAUCGUUGUUUGUACAUUAGAGACUUUUACAUCGAUGACAAGCUGCAGGACGGACGCAGUACACUGUAGAAAACAGUAACUUGUAAUUUCAAGGCAACUGUCUUUAUUACAUUUUUGAGUUUUAAGUCAAACUCUUAUGUUUUUAAAUAAACUAAUAAUAAUUAACACUAAUUUACUUUUCUAAUUUAAAACUUGAUUCUUUGACUUUUUUAAAAAUAGAGUAAAAGACAGUAAAUUUUCAAUUGCAAAUAUUUAAUAAAACAAACAAUGACAAAUCAACUAAAGAUUACAGGUCAGAGCAAAAUGCCUUUUUAGUUUAAUUCAAAACUUAAAAUUUUAAAGUUAAAAGUGUAGUGAAAACAGUUCAUUUGAAAUUAUGAGUUUUCCUAACAGUUUUUUUACAGUGUAGGUUUAUUUCAUUUAUAUGAAACUGUGAUUACGAGACAGAAACUGGAGUUUGAGGUGUAAACGAUGUGUUCAGGAGGAUCGUACGUUUCAGUGCUGCGACUGAUGACCUCCACGAUGUGUUCAGGUUCAGACUCAGUGUUCAGUGAAACCUAAACCCUCAAACAAACUGUGAAGUGGAAGAACAAACUGAAGACGAAGAGACCUGGACGACAUCAACGUGGACGAAAAACGAGGAGAUUGUGUGUGUGUUUUUGUGUUUUCUUUUGUUGAUCUUCAGACUCGAAUGAGAGAAAACAGAGAAAAUGUGUUUUUGUGGGUUCAGAUGCCUUCGGGGCAGCCAAAAAAACCCUGUAAACACGAGCUGCACUGAUGGGAAUCAUACCUGUGGAGGUUAGAGCGUGUAUCAGGUGGACAGACGCCGCAGUGGACAACGUCAUUGGGAGCUUUAGUUUCACAUAGUCGGACGACGUGGACCUUCAUCAUCAUCAUCAUCAUCAUCAUCAUCAUCAUCAUCAUCACCUGGUCGCAGCCAAUCAGCACUCUCCUCUUCAGGCAGCCUAUGGAAGCCCAUUCAUGCCCUGUGAAGAAAAACUACCGUAUUAGAUUUUAUAAUUUUACAUUUUAGAAUCUCAUAAUUAUAAAAAAUAAUUCAGGCUCAGUAAUUUGUAAUUGUAUUAAUUAAAUAGUUCACAUUUGCUUAGUUUUUAGUUUAAAUGUUUGUAGAGAACAAACUGCCUCCUGAAUGAGUUUCAAUGUGAUAUACUGUUAUAAUUAUAUUUUCUCAUAAAUAUGAAGGUUGUAACACACCUUCUCAUAAUGAGAACCUUUAAUAAUUAUGAUUGAUGAUCACAUUAUUAUUAUUAUUAUUGAUCAUCUCUGAGAAACUAACUUUGUUUCUUUUAUCUCUGUUUUUAAACUCAUAUAUAUGAGUUAAUAUGUAAUAAUUAGGAAAAAUGCUAUCAUAAUUAUGUUAUUAUUAUAAUAAGAUACAAUCUCAUAACUUCGAUUUAAACUCAUAAUUUGGUGAAACUAAUUAUACUAGUACUACUAGUAAUUAAUGAGAUAACAUUUCAUAAUCAAUACAACUAUGAGGAAGUUUCUCCAAAUUAUUAUUAUAAGAAAAAACACUGAAUGAUAAAACGUUGAUAUUGGUAUAAAAGUGCUUCCGUAACAAACUGGAUGGAUUUGGACGUGAGCUCGGACCGGAUUCAUGGGGGAUUUCUGUCGAGGACAAAGCUGCUGUUGGGAGCCGUGUAGUUUUUGUCCCUGAAGAAACUCACCGAGAACAGACGUCAAUGAUUCCUCGUCCUCCUCCUCCUCUUCCGUCCUCCUCCUCCUCUUCACCUCCUAUCUGAGUGUUCACUUUGUUUUUGGGGCACCUGUACUUUGUGACUCUGUGCCUGAUAACUCACAUAUACCGUUAGUCGAAGGGUUGUGGUUCAAACUAAAGAGAAGUAGAAUUUAUAAAAGUAACGAUGUGAUGACGCCCGUGUGUCGCUCACAAUCUGCAGCACAAAGGAAGUGAAACCGAAAUCUGACCUGGUUCAACAGCUGCAGUCAUUGUGGCGGCCAUUUUGUGUCCCUUUCUCAAACCUUCAUUCCUACAGAGAAAUCCGAGACACUUUCCUGAAUUUAUCAGUUAAUGUAUCCAAAUUGUGAGAUCUGUAUCUGAUUUCAUGAUCACAAGAUGUGCAUCUGGUAAUUAGGAGAUUGUUUUGUUGUAAUUAUUUUUUUUCAUAAUUAUGAGAUUCUGCAAUUAUGAGAAAACAUUAAGUACAAGAUAAAAACAUUUUCAUAAUCACCCAGUUACACAGAGCUCGUAACUCUAAAAAUAUUUUCUGCUAAUUAUCAGAUACAGAUCUCUUAUAUAAUCUUAUAUAUAUGUGAACAUGAUGACGAUCUCUCAUAAUUUCCUGAAAAUGUAUCUAAAUUAUCUAAAAAGAAAUAUGAAUCUGGUGAAUAUGAGAAUGUUUUUUUCUUUUUUCUUUCUUCUUUCAUUAAUUAUGAAAAUAUCUUCUACUAAUUAUCAGAUACAGAUCUGAUAUUUGUGAGAUCUGGAUCUUGUAAUUAGGAGAAAUCUCAUAAUUAUUUUCCUAAUGAUAAUAUGAGAAGGAGAUAAUUUAUAAUCAUAAUUAUGAAAAAAAAACCAAUAUCUCACAAAAACUUUUGUUAGUAAUUUCUUAGUACAGUAAUUAUGAGAUAUUAAGUCACAAUUUAAAGACAUUUUAAUAGUUGUUGCACUGUGACUUAUCUUCUGACACGUAAUGAAGUAAAAUGUUAUUCAGCCUUCAGAGUUUUAUUUAAUCACAGAACAUACGACAUUUGUUUCAGAUGGUCAGAAUAAUCCGGUUUAUUUCAGUUGGGGAUGCAAAAUGGCAUCGUAGGGAAUCGACCUGUAGAAACGUAGCCGUAGACUGUUGGUGCUGUUCGGUUAGAUGAUGUGUCGUUAUUGUACCUCUGUAUCCUAACCUCUGUAUGAGCUUUUAUAUACAAACCAAUAUCUGUAGAUGACCUUGAUUUGUUAAUGAGCGAGCAGCAUCACUUCCAUUCAAACUGUAACAGAUUGAUUUUUAUUUUUUCUUCUUGGUGGUUUUUAAUAAAACAGAACAUUUCUGCAAAUUUGAUUCAAAAACACAAAAUGUGGAUUCAUCCGCCACUGAAAAUAGUCCCUGACAAAUUCUCUUUCUCAAACAUAAAACUACAUAUUUGUGUUUUUAAUAAUUGAACAAAGACAGAAACAUCUGAUAAAUCAUGUCGUCUUUUUUCUUACAAAACCGGAUGAUCUGAUUUCCUAAUCACUCGUUCAAUAACUUCGCAAUACUUCACCUCCACUUCCGUCAUUGUGGACCUUGUGAUCAACACCUUUAAAGUUAUAUACACAAUAUAUGGUGUAUAUACCACUGACAUAUAGUGGAUCCUUUAACAUACAGCAAAAACAUAAUUUUUAUAGUAAUAAUAAUAAUAAUACAAUCAAUACUCACCACCAAGAAUAAAAAAUGUGUGUUUCGUUACAGUUUCACUCAAACGAACAGAAAGUGUGUGAGAGCUGCUGUGAUGGUUUCUGUGUUCUGUGUUUUUAUAAAUAAAUCCUGUUUCUACACGUCACAGAGUUCACAGAAACAUAUUAGUGCUCUUAUUUUGGUAGGUUCUUCAUCGUUUCCAGUGGUCAGUUUUAAUUUGGAAAGACAUUAAAAAAAUGAAACUUU